Spinacia oleracea (spinach) is the source of this 889-nucleotide messenger RNA. RefSeq lists its product as uncharacterized. Bases 331 to 780 code for a protein of 149 amino acids. The record is from RefSeq and is a predicted model, not a curated record. NCBI's taxonomy places the organism in Eukaryota, Viridiplantae, Streptophyta, Magnoliopsida, Caryophyllales, Amaranthaceae. The transcript has 2 exons. Gene Ontology annotation, molecular function: zinc ion binding.
AAAGGAAAUUUUGUGCAACACUACCUUUAAGUUUGGACGUUUUGUGAAUUACUACCUUAUAAAAAAGUUUUUUAAUUUUGCUACCUUAUAAGUUUGUUUAGUUUGAGUAACACUACCUUGUAACAGUUUCUGUCAAAUUCCUCCGUUUGUGGGCCCCACCUCCAACGGCUAUAUUCAACUGCUUAACUCCCUUUCCCCCUUAUUUAAACUUCCUGUAAAGUUUUAUCAACCACAUUCAACCAAUUUUUCGGAAAAACAUCAAGAAAUCUGGGCAAUUUUUUUCUCAAAGCAAGAUUCGCAAUUUGGUUGAGGAAUCGAGUAACCUAAAGGAUGUCGAGUGGGUCUCCUUGUGCUUCAAAAAAAUGUUAUUGUGGCAUUCCAUCCAAGAUGUUGACAUCGUGGACAACUGAUAACCCGGGGAGAAAAUUCCUGACUUGUAAGUUCUCUGAUGUACACACUGGUAGGAAAGGAUGUGGUUGGUUUUAUUGGGUUGAUCCUGAUGUUGUGGAGUGGCAAAGAGUCGUGACGAAUGAACUGGUGGUGGAGAAGAGAUUGCUGAAAACAGAGUUGAGGGUCAUGAUGACAGAAUUGCAGAAGUUGGAGGAUGACAAAGCCCUUCUUGUUGCUGCCAAUGAGAGGCUUGAAAGGAUAUGCAAUGGUGGAGUGGCUGGAAUGAAGGGGACAAAGGAUAAGGGCCAAGAAAUUGUCCAUUCUGUAUUUUGGUUUGUUGUAGGAUUAGUUGUUUGUUGUGUGUUGAAGUUUGUAAUGAAGUUCCUCUAGUGUAAACGCGACAAUGGAACGGGAAAUUGGAUUUCAUGUAAUGUAAUGUAAUGUUGUUGACAUUAGUUGACUCUAAUCAUUUAAUAAUGGUAAUUCUAGCUUAUGACAA